Molecule: messenger RNA, 3390 nt
Organism: Eleginops maclovinus (Patagonian blennie)
Lineage: Eukaryota; Metazoa; Chordata; Actinopteri; Perciformes; Eleginopidae
Gene: cnp
Product: 2',3'-cyclic nucleotide 3' phosphodiesterase
Exons: 4
Coding region: 170-2470 (766 amino acids)
Biological process (GO): cyclic nucleotide catabolic process
Cellular component (GO): cytoplasm; membrane
Molecular function (GO): 2',3'-cyclic-nucleotide 3'-phosphodiesterase activity
Source: RefSeq, a predicted model, not a curated record
ACCGGGAAUUUCCGUUUUCCUCUUGAAGACCGAAGCGGGUGCAUGUGUGUGCCAGGGUUUGCCUUGUCAUUGUAUCCUGAGAGAAACGCGUGGUCAGCGACACCACCGACAGCUUCACUGCAGCGUUACUGGUACAUGGUUCUGUGUGAAGUCUGACUUUAGGCUCGACAUGGACACUGAAAUGAGUGGAGACGUUUUAACUGCGUCAGAAAGUUCAAAGCAAGAGGACACUGAAAUGGAGAAAGAGAUUGUGUCAAAGUUGGAGACCACAGAAGAAUUCACAGAGCCUGAGAACCCUCCAGCUGCUGAUGAAGUGACCGAGCAGCUGGCGGUGAAUGGCCAUGAUAAAGAAGUCAUAAACUUGACAGAAACAGAAGAGUUGAUUGUGACAGAAAAUGUUGCGCUGUCUGAGGAAAAAAAAGAAAUGGCGACUGAGGACAGCAUGCCCAGAGAAAAAUCUGAAAUGGAGUCCGUGGCCAAUUUGGUCGCCCCACCAGACCCAGAUGAGUCAUCUGAAAUAGUCUCUGAACCACAUGUAGCUUUAGACGCAGAACCAGAAAACAUCCAGCUCUUGCCAGAGAACGACCCAGAACCUGUGCCUGUGCCUGUGCAAACACCUCUGGCCGAGAGUGUCCCUGAACUAGAGCCAGAGAAAUUGGCAGAAUCAGUUUCACAAGCUGAACCACAAGAGCAAACAUUAUCUGAACCAACUGCGCUGCUGCUGCCACCAGUACAUAAGCAGUCUCCUAGCAAAGAGGAGAACAUGUCAGAACAAGUGGAAACUGAGACAGAAUUGCAGAUGACAACAACUAAUGGGGAGGAAGAAGUUGCAGAAGAGGAGGUUGUGGAAAAAGAUGUCGUAGCUGAGCCGACAAAGGAGGUGGCAGAAGAAAAAGUGGCGGAGACUGUGAUGGUGGCAGAGGUUUCCCCAGAAAAGCCAACAGAAGCUGUGACACUGAUGAAGGUAGCUGAGCCUACCAAGGUUGUGGAAGAAGAAAAAGCAGCCGAGAAUGUGCUAGUGGCAGAGGUUCCCUCUGAAAAGCCAACAGAAGUGGUUCCAUUGAAAGAAAAGUCAUCAGCUGAAAUAGGAUCUGUGAAAACUUCAGAGGCUGAGAAUGAAGUUAAACCGGAAAAAACUGCUGAUACUCUAAAAGGAGCUGCAGCACCAGAUGCAGCACCAGAUGCAGCACCAGAUGCAGCACCAGAUGCAGCACCGGCAGCAGCAGCAGCAGCAGGUGAAACAUCUGAGAAGAACGAGGCUGAGGUUCAAAAGGAAGAGGAUGCAGUCCCUGUGUCUGGCUCCCUGUCCUUUGCCCUCCUGGAAAGACAGCAAACCAAAGACUCCAUGCGAACCUCUCGUACACUUGUCGUCCUCAGAGGCCUUCCAGGAAGCGGUAAAAGCUUCCUGGCGCGUGCCAUAGCCGACGCCUAUGAAGACCACUGCACUCUGAUCUGUGCUGAUGACCAUGGUAUAAAGCCAGAGAAUCCGGAAUCUUCUGUGGAUGGGUACAAGGCUCUGGAUGAGGCUGUGGUGGCCUGCUGCAAUGCAGGAACAACCUCCUCUGUGCUGAUAGUGGUGGAUGACACCAACCACACCCAGGAUCGGCUGGCUCGCAUGGGGGAAAUUGCAGAGCAACACCACCUUGUCACUGUCUUUCUGGAGCCACUUACUGAAUGGAGCAGAGAUCCAACUCAGCUAAUCAAGAAGACCAAGCGUGGACUGGAGGAGGCCCAACUGGAAACCAUGAGAGGUCCACUAGAGGAAAUAUCCCUUCCUCUCUUCUUUGGCUGGUUUCUUCUCUCCUCCGUCCAGGACAAGGUCCGAUGCACAUCAAUGGACUUCCUGAAGACGCUGGACACAUUGGAGGCCUUCAAGAAACACCUGAGUGACUUUACUGGGAAAGCUGAGAAGGAGGUGGAUUUGGAGCAGUACUUUCAGGCCAAAGGCACACUCCAUUGCACUACGAAAUUCUGUGACUACGGAAAAGCACCUGGUGCCAAAGAAUAUGCUCAGAAUACAGCGGUCAAAGAUUACUACGGUUCUGCAUUCGAGCUGUCCCUGAGUGCCCUCUUUGUGACUCCUCGCACUGUUGGUGCCAGAGUGUCCCUCACCGAGGAGCAGCUUUUGCUGUGGCCAGCUGAUGCCAUAGAGGAGGCUGGGUCUGCCUCCCUGCCUCUGGGAAGCCGUGCACAUAUCACCCUGGGAUGUGCCGAGAAUGUUGAGCCAGUUCAAACGGGUCUGGAUCUGCUUGAGAUCCUGACCCUGCAGCAGGAUGGCCAACAGGGGGAGCCCAUCGAGGAGAUGGAGCUUGGCUCGCUGACCUAUUACGGCGAAGGAAGGUGGCUGCUCACCCUCAGAGAGCCUAUCUGCACCCCAGCCCGCUUCUCCAGCUUCUACGGGCGCAAAAAGGUAGAGCCAACCAAAAAAGAACCAGAGAAGAAGAAGAAGCAAAAGUGCACCAUACUGUAAAUGGCAAACAUGGGGAUGUGUGGCCGGGAUGACUGGGGAAUUAAAGUUGGGCUUACUCUGUGCAAGGUUUGUGUGUUUGUGCAGUGUUUAGGGUUUCAGUUAUAGCCACCCUAAAUCCACAAGCUGUGUGCCUUUAGUACUGUUGAUUUGCACCACAACCCAAGAUGCCUUUAAUACAGAUAGGCUUGUUGACAAACGCUUUUCAGUAUCUUGUUUCACAGAUCUGUUGAAUUUCCUGGCUAUUUGAUGAGGCGGUAGCUGCAGUUUUAGACUAAUGUAGUAUAGCAUCCCGCUACAGCGCCACAGUUAUUGACAACUUAGAUCUCCUGCUCUGUAUAUGUCAUUGUCUCUCAGUAUUCAGAUGUUAAAAAUUAGGUACUUUCAUUGCAUGCAUCCCAGUAUCAGCAUAGUAGCAACUGUCUGCCUUUUCUAAGAGACACUUUGCCGCUUCCUUUUGGCUUAGUUGUAAGUGAAAAAGAUUAGCUCUCAUUUCCGUUCAAGUGUGUCUCUGUGUGCUGCCUAUGAAAUAAUUGUUACAACAGCAUAUGGGCCAAAGUUAUCCAAUUGAUUAAGUGUAUUAAAAUGAAUGUCAUUAAUUGAGGUCGUUCCUUGUAAAAUCUUUGCACAGUGCAUAGUUUAAAGGGAGAAUGCUGAUGAAUUGUGUUUGUUUUAACAGCUUGCACUUAGUUCUUAUCAAAUGCUGUGAAUCCAAGUUCAUGUUUUGCAAUGUUUUCUACUGUUCAAGACUGCAUCAUUGAUCUGUUUUAUUCUCUUUGAACAGCACUUCCAUGUAUUGCAUUUCAAUUUGUAUCCUUUGUGACUAAUUUUUGAAGGACAAUUCCUACUUCGUGUAGCUCUUAUGAAUCACUAUUUUUGCACUUGUUUUGUACACUUAAUAAAAAAGAACAUGCUUUGCUCCA